AUGGCACAAUCGACCCAACAACCUCAUGCGCCACAUACCCUUACCGCUGAAUCGGCAGCUGGACCUGCCCCUCAGCGGGCGCCCAUCUUCGCUGCUCUUAACGAGAAGGCAUCGUCACCGCCGCCGAUCGAGAGCACGGUGCUCAGCUCAGACCCGCCGAAGGAAAACGCGCCGGCAUCACCGCUUGUGAAGGGCUACGGGCCCGUGUUUGUGCCCCCUCACCUUAUGAAGGAUCAGCCUACCUUCAAAUUCGCAGCGCUCGUGAAGGACGCGAAGGGCAAGGGCGUCGACAGAGGCGGUGAGGAGCCCGCCCAAGUAUACCCAACUGUGUUCUCCAAGCCUGUGUUCUCCAAACCCGUCUUCGCACGCCCUUCUCCGCCGCCGGAGCCUGCCGCUCCUGCGCCAGAGGUGCCACUCCCUGCCUCGGACGACAGUAUCGAGGAGGUUGAGGCGGCGUUGUCUUCGCCCUAUGCGCGGCCCGAGCGCGUGCCCCUAGGCCAGCUAGACAAAGCUGCGUUGGUGGCGCGCUUCGGCCGAGAGGCUAUCGCAGAGGAUGACCCUUCCCGAGGCAAGGACACCGGCACGGUGUACGAGUACCCGCCAGCCGAGCCCCGGAACCCGGACUGGUUCGCGGACAUGCGGCAGGGCAUAGUAGACGACGAGGACGCGCUCGCGCAGGAGAUCGAGCGGAUCCGCGGCCUGGUCAAUACCGCGCUGGUCGAGAGCACGCUCGCGGAGGCGGAGCUCGACGAGGAGCUUGAGGGGUAUGACAGGCUCCUGGACGACAUCGAGCGUGUCGCGGGCCCGGCGUUCGUCGAGUAUUUGAUGGAGAAGGCCGAGCAGACGUGGCUCCCGCGGUAUGAGGUCGAUGACUACGAGGACGGGGUUGAGGAUUUGCCUCAGGAGGACACCAUGGACUUCACGGAGGACUUCACGGGCUCUGUUUACCCGCCCAUGGUCCUGCAGGAGGACAAUAGUGAGAUGAUGGACCAGUCCCGUCCCUCGGACACACUCUCGUACCUGGACGCGUCCCCACGCACUUCGCCGCUCGCGAACAGGAGCGCGAAGCGCCGCCACGCCACCGAGCAGCCCGAGCUCGAGAGCCCCUCCAAACGCUUGAGGAGCAAUGCACCCGAGCCCACAUCGAGUGCGGUAUACAACCGUCAAGACAGGUCCAGCCAGUCGCCUCAUGGGCCCCCCUCGCAGAACGGGGCAGAUCCCUCGCAGAACGAGGCCGACGAUGACGACGACGACAGAGCCGCCUCGGAUGAGGAGGACAACGAUGAGGUCGACGACUACGAGCCCCCUCCCCAGCCUCAAUGGUACGAGGAAAGCACCCCGUCACCCUCCGACGACUCGGACCAUUCGGACCUUGUCUCCCCGGACGCCCCCCUCCCGCGUGGCUGGCCGGACAACAUGAGCCCGCGCUUCGACUGGCUUAAGAAGACGACGGCCUACGACCUGUACAAGAACCCGAUCUCCCCGCCGGGGAAGCAGCACAAAGCGAUUUGUGUGCACGGGGAGCCGGAUGAUGAACAUGAGGACGAGCUGAUCCAGGGUCGUCCAGAGGCGGGCCCCAGCGGACAACACAGCGAGGAGAAUGACGAGCCUGAGGAUCCGGAGGCCGAUGCGGAUGAGGAAGUGCCCGAAGCGGAGGAGGAGCAGGCUGAGGACUCGGGCGUCGAUGUUUCCGGGGAGCAGGUUGCAGACGACGAGAUGGAGGACGUUGCGGAUGACGAGGUCGAAGAGGACCAGCUGCAGGACGACGAGGAGGUGGACCAACUCCAAGACGACGACGAAGGCGAGGCGGGACCGUCGCAGCCCGUGCCUGCCCCGUCCACUCCGCCCCGGAUGACCCGGCGCUCUCAUCGCCAGCUCGGGAUGUCAAGCCCAAGGCAGACGAGGGACCCGUUCCACCCGACGCCGCGCUCGCGUGACUUCAAAGGGCGGAAGAUCAAUCACAGCAAGUACAGAGAGGACAACGGGUACUAUGAGAGCCCGCGUAUCACCUAG
Messenger RNA from Trametes versicolor FP-101664 SS1, 2013 nucleotides. RefSeq lists its product as uncharacterized. Lineage: Eukaryota; Fungi; Basidiomycota; Agaricomycetes; Polyporales; Polyporaceae. The coding region runs from base 1 to 2013 and encodes 670 amino acids. The record is from RefSeq and is a predicted model, not a curated record. The transcript has 3 exons.